This is a messenger RNA of Hibiscus syriacus, 730 nucleotides long. RefSeq names its product vacuolar iron transporter 1-like. The record is from RefSeq and is a predicted model, not a curated record. NCBI's taxonomy places the organism in Eukaryota, Viridiplantae, Streptophyta, Magnoliopsida, Malvales, Malvaceae. The transcript has 4 exons. Bases 1 to 537 code for a protein of 178 amino acids. Gene Ontology annotation, molecular function: manganese ion transmembrane transporter activity; iron ion transmembrane transporter activity. Gene Ontology annotation, biological process: intracellular manganese ion homeostasis. Gene Ontology annotation, cellular component: vacuolar membrane.
AUGAAAGCGAAAAGGUGUAAAGAUGUUAGGCGUUGCAGGUAUCUCGCGGCUAAAAGUGAAGCCGAUCAUUACGCGAGGGAGUUGAAAAGAGAGCAAGAAGAAAUCAUCAGUGUGCCUGAUACUGAGGCUGCUGAAGUGGCGGAGAUACUGGCGGAGUAUGGAGUAGAACCACACGAAUAUGCACCAGUGGUGAAUGCUCUAAGAAAAAGGCCUCAGGCUUGGCUUGAUUUCAUGAUGAAGUUUGAACUGGGAUUAGAGAAGCCAGAUCCAAGGAGAGCAUUGCAAAGCGCAUUCAACAUUGCCAUUGCGUACAUAUUGGGUGGAUUGGUGCCACUCCUUCCCUACAUGUUCAUCCCAAGAGCCAAGGACGCUGUGGUUGCAUCAGUGGUCAUCACCAUAGCUGCACUACUCGUCUUCGGUUACGCCAAAGGUUACUUCACCGGAAACAAACCAGUUAAAAGCGCUCUCCAAACCGCGCUUAUCGGCGCCAUUGCAUCCACCGCCGCUUUCGGCAUUGCUAAGGUCAUCCAUCCCUAGCUCUUAUUAACUAAUGUCUGAAGAACCAGAUUGUUUAUCUUGCAGGGUUUUACGCUUUGUUCAUGAGAACAGAACAUCUGGGUUUCCACUAAUCCGUUUAGUGUUGGUGUUUAGAUUUAAAUCCCACAGCUCCAUGUAACUUUCUCCUUUUAUAUGUACUCUCAUUAAGAGUGAAUGCAAAGCUAUUAGUUUA